Messenger RNA from Erythranthe guttata (spotted monkey flower), 858 nucleotides. NCBI's taxonomy places the organism in Eukaryota, Viridiplantae, Streptophyta, Magnoliopsida, Lamiales, Phrymaceae. The record is from RefSeq and is a predicted model, not a curated record.
AACCCCCUUAGUCAGCAUAUCACUGGAAAGUAGAAAGCUGCACAGAAAACCAAGCAAGCACAGCUCAAACCUUCGAUAAUAAACCAAAAACCAAAGAAAAUUAAUUACUACAAAAGAAAGAAAACCUAUUAUAUAUAUAUAUAUAUUUAAUCACACACACCCAAAUCUUCCAUUUUACAUCAUCAACUCUAGUAUACCGUACCCCAUAUAUAGAGAUGAGGACGACUAGGGGCUUCCGUCUCGGACACAGGGUGGUGGUCAAAGUCUUCAAUUGGUGCAUCCACCGCCGCACACGGCGGAGAUCCACCACCUACCACCGCCUGCAGCCCUCGGCGGGUCCCUUCUCAAAGCUCCACAGAUUGGUCCGUUCCGUGAGAAAGGGAGCUGUAAGGCUGUGUUCUUCUAGCAGAAGAAACAAUUCGGGGGGUUACAUUCGGGCCGGGCAAGAACCGGUUCAGCAGCCCAAGUUACCGAAAGGGCACCUGGCUGUGUACGUGGGCGAUAAGGAGGACGACACGUGUCGGGUCGUGGUGCCUGUUAUAUAUUUCAACCACCCUUUGUUUAGUGAGCUGUUGAGGGAAGCUGAGAAGGUUUACGGGUUCAAUCACGAUGGUGGGAUCCAGAUUCCUUGCCCGAGAUCCGAGUUGGAGGAUAUUCAGAUGAAGAUCGCCGCCGCGAGCGGUGGCGGAAGCUGGCGGAGGAUGGGGCUCUACUGAGAGUGGGACUUUUUUUUUUGUCUUUUUCCUUUUUUUUAUUGGCCUUUGAAAAUAAAGUCGAUAUUUUUCAGUUUUUGUUUUUUCAAAUUUUACUUGUACAAAUUAUAUUUUCCGUCUUUAGUUUUUGCAUUUGGAACUCUUA